Messenger RNA from Daucus carota subsp. sativus, 798 nucleotides. RefSeq names its product probable NADH dehydrogenase [ubiquinone] 1 alpha subcomplex subunit 5, mitochondrial. The coding region runs from base 101 to 622 and encodes 173 amino acids. NCBI's taxonomy places the organism in Eukaryota, Viridiplantae, Streptophyta, Magnoliopsida, Apiales, Apiaceae. The transcript is spliced from 2 exons. Gene Ontology annotation, biological process: respiratory electron transport chain. The record is from RefSeq and is a predicted model, not a curated record.
AAUCAUAAAAUCCACCACAACUUCUAAAACACAAAUCAUCAUUUCCGGUGCUGUUUCAUUUCACUGCUCCAGCAGAGACGAGACUGAGAGAGCGAGAGAGAUGUUUCUACGGAGAUUGACGCGGCCAUUGAUGAUGAUGGCAAAGGUAAAAGAGACUACAGGCAUCGUAGGUCUCGAUGUGGUCCCCAACGCCAGACAAGUUCUAAUCAAUCUCUACAACAAGACUCUGAAAGAGAUCCAGGCCGUUCCUGAAGAUGAAGGCUACAGGAAAGCUGUCGAGAGUUUCACGCGCCACCGUCUCAAGGUUUGCCAGGAGGAACAAGAUUGGGAAGCUAUCGAAAAGCGGCUCGGCUGCGGUCAAGUCGAAGAGUUGAUUGAAGAGGCUGAAGAUGAGCUUAAACUCAUCGAUAAGAUGAUCGAGUGGGAUCCUUGGGGUGUUCCGGAGGACUAUGAAUGUGAAGUUAUUGAGAAUGAUGCUCCGGUUCCCAAGCAUGUUCCUCUACAUCGUCCUGGUCCCCUCCCAGAGGAGUUCUACAAGACGUUGGAAACAGUUACAACAGGCACACUGGAGGAAAACGUUAAAAAGGAAUCGCCUGCAAUAGACUCUAGCGGGUCACAAUGAAUUAUGUAGCUAGCAUCCGUUUGUGGUUGCUCAAAAAAAUUUGUUUGACUGAUGAAAUCGUAUUUUCCUUUAUGGUCUGUUGUUUUAUGUUUGUAAUCUGAAGAUAGUACUUCUCCGCUGUAGCGGACAGUAUGCUGACUUUGAAGUUAAUAAUUACAAAACAAGCCCUUUUUUUC